Rotaria socialis is the source of this 4371-nucleotide messenger RNA. The record is from the annotation of a GenBank genome assembly. Lineage: Eukaryota; Metazoa; Rotifera; Eurotatoria; Philodinida; Philodinidae.
AUGACAAAUUGUCUAUUGCAGCGAAAUCCUCCGUGUAUUGCAGUUGAAAUUGAUGAAUUAACAGCGGAUUGUCAAUAUAGAACUACAUAUGCCAAUUGGACCUCAAUAGAAGCGCAUUCUGGAAGAAAACAUCGUUAUUGGCUACAAUAUCCUCGACAAAAAUUUCAAUUUAUACCCAAUUGUGAUUUUGAUCCAUCUACGUCGUUGGCAUCCAUCCCAUUCGAUAAAUGUAUUGAAUCGUGUCAUCAUAAUAUUCAAUGUCAAAAAACUUCGUAUAAUUUUGAUACACAUGAAUGUAAAACGGGAGCAGGCCGGCCUGGACAAGUCAAAAAGAAUUCGGAAUUCAAAAAUCUUCAUUGUUUUAUUCGUCCAUUGGUGCAUAGCAAUGAUUUUACAUCGAUGCGAAUGGCAUUCGAGCGUACACUUGAUUAUCAAUUAGAGUAUCGAUUAGCUGAAAAUGAUUCCUAUCUCGAUCAACAGGACAUGAUUCCAUGCUCAUCCGAUGCCAAUUACGAUAUUUGUUUGGAUACGUGUUUACAUAAAUGUCUUUUUGUUUCACCAUUGAAUAUUACUUGUCAAUAUGUAUCAAUUACUUAUGUCAAUCAAAUUCUAACCUGUACCUAUUUUCAUACUAAGACAACUGUUGUCAAAUCUGAAUUCAGUGAAAUAUAUACGCGUUAUUUUAAUAUCCAAAUGAACUUGUCGGUUAUCAACAAGAUGCCCCUGUUCUAUGCGAAGACCGAUACACGUUUAUGUUUCUAUCCUUCAUCAUCGUUAAAUGAACAAACCUAUUCAACAUUGAAAGGUUAUCGAACAACCUUGACCGUAGGUAACGAAACCGAAUUGAACUCAAUUUCGAAAAUUCGGCGACGACGAUUUCUUGGCUUUCUAAAAAAGGCCUUUAAAUGGGUUGUCAAUAAAAUCGUGAAACCUAUAGUUGAAACAGUCAAAGAAAUUGUUGAGACACCUAUUAAAGCGAUUAAAACAAUCGGUCAUCUCGUUAAAGGUGAUACUAAAGCAGCAAAAGAUGAAUUUAUGAGUAUAGGUAUCGUCAAAGAUGUCAAAAGUCUCGGAGAAAAUGUUGUCAAAGUCGGCAAAGCUAUAGGCAAAGGCGACGUGAAAGGUGCUUUCAAAAGUUUGGCUAAUGUUGGCUUGGAUGCAUUGUCUGUUGUCCCAUUGCCAGGUGCUGGUAAAGGUGUUGCAAAAAUAGGAAAAUCACUGAAAAAGUCUAAUGACAAAGUGCUCAAAGAUGUCAAAGAAAACCUAACAAAAUCUACGAAGAAAACGAACAAGGGAAAAAACGACGGUAAAAAAGACGAGAAAAAGAACGAUAGUAAGAAAAAAAAGAAAUGUAAAAUUGGACGACUGAAACGUCAAGCAGCUGGACAAAAACAUGAUCGAGAUUGUGACAGUGAUGAAGACGAUGAUGAUGAUGACAACAAUAAAAAUCGAGCAAAAUGUGGUAAACCAUCAAUAAACACAAAAAACGACAAAAUCAAAGAUCGUUCCCUCGACAAUUGUAAGGCGAAAUCGAUUGGCUCAAAAUGUAAGUAUGAAUGUGAAUAUCUCUACGAAUCAGCAUAUAAGCACGGUGUUACAUGUCAAAAAGAUACCAAAAACGCUAAACGAGCCUUUUGGAAGCCGACACCAAAAUGUGAACCAGAAUCAUGUCCUGCCGGCAAUUAUCCAAUGAUUGUAAUGAAAACGGAACGAACGAAUGCAUAUGUUGUUCUAUUCGAUAAAAAACGUAAAUUGCCCGUAUGGUCAUUGAGCGUACUCGAUGGGACCAAUAGAAUCAUGAAUCCCCUAGGUAAACGCACAACAGGAUACACCCAUCAUCCAUGUAAAGAACUGAAAAAUUUCCAAGCUCCACAAUCUGCAUACACAGGUUCCGGCUACGAUCAUGGCCAUUUGACACCAAGUGAAAUUCUCAGUUAUUCUAGAGAUGCAUCGUUUGCUUCAAACUUACGCAUAAACCUGGCACCACAAAAUGAUAUGACAAAUCAAAUUCCAUGGCGAAUGAUUGAAGCACAUAUACGAUGUCACAACAAUAAAUAUCCACCGAGUCUUGUGGUAACCGGCGUUUGCCCCACUAGUCGAGGAAAAACAAAAGCGAUCGGUGGCGUAGAUAUACCAUCCUGUUUUUGGAAAAUGAUUUGUUACCAACGCAAUAGUCAAACACACGUUGUCGGAUUCGUGUCUGAUAAUUCAAAAAUAAAACGUACGGACCGAACGCAAUUAGUCAAAACUUUAAAGCCGGUCUCACAACAAGACAUAUUGGCACUGUUAGCAUCGAAUAAAAAUUAUUUUUUGUUGAAAAAUCCUUUUAUUACUGGAUCUACCAGUGCGGUAAAAGGGCGAACAAGUAUUUCGCCGAUCAAUAGUGCUAAAUGCGCAUCACAAUUGUCUUUGGAUCAAACAGAAGCCAAUAUUUGGCAUCAAGAUUUACUGAUGGAACAGAGGAAACGUGAUAAAAAUGCUGCAAAAAAGUCAAACAAAAAAAAGAAGAAGACAAAAACAAAAAGAGAAGACACUAACGAUGAAGACAGGAGAGAAGUACGAGGUUGUACAAGAGCAGAAGCCAAGGCAGCAGCUGCUCUGUUUGGUUUAAGUUCAUUGAGCAUUUUCGAUGAAGCAAACUAUGAUAUUGUCGAAGACAACGAUGACAAUGGCACGGAUACAAAUGAUGAUAAUGAUAAUGAUGAUGAAGCGGGCGACAAUGUGAGCCAAGCUGCUAAAUGUGACAAGCGUAUUGUUGGCUACUAUCCGUCGUGGGGCACGGGAAAGAUCAGUUCUCAACAUGCCCAACGUUUAACACACAUUAUCUUUGCAUUUUUUGAGGUCGAUGCUAGUGGCAACAUAUUUUUGGGUAGUGCAGAUAGAACACAUAGUACAGAUGUCGAAGAAGAUACAAAAAUUGCACGCCAACGUUUGGAACGUCUUGCACGUUUGCAAAAUGCGUUUCCAAAUAUUAAAUAUAUGUUUGCCGUUGGUGGGUGGGAAAAUUCACAAUACUUUAGCUCAAUUGCUGCCUCGCCUGACAAACGCGUUCGAUUCAUUGCUUCAACAUUGAAAUUGCUCGAUGAAUAUCACAUGGACGGCAUUGACAUUGAUUGGGAACAUCCAGUGACGGGUGGAGCUGUUGAAGGGAUACCUGAAGACAAAAAAAAUUAUGUUCUUCUGAUGAAAGAACUGCGACAAGCCAUGGAUAGACAUCGGUCCGACUAUUUACUAACAUUUGCAUCGGCUGCUGGUCAAUGGACGCUCGACCCUGGUUACGAUUUACCUGGAUUGUUAGAAUACGCAGAUUUUGCAAACGUAAUGACGUACGAUUUUUUUGGUGCUUGGGAGUCGAAAUGGGGUGCAUAUACGGGACCACCGGCACCUCUCUUUUUUGGCAUGCCUCCAAGAUUUUCAGGUAAGACAAAUGUGCAUUGGACAAUCAAGUAUUAUGUAUGCAGAACAAAUCAACCGCACAAGAUCACUAUGGGUGUUCCAUUCUAUGGUCGUUAUUGGAAGAAUGUAGAACGAGAACCUAUCGAUCCGACUGAUCCGAUGUGGAGAAAGGCAACGGCGGUCAAUGGAAAAUUUGUUGGCGGUUUUGCACCAUGGAAUGAGAUUCAAGAGUCAUGGUUGACCAAUGAAAGAUACAAAGAACGAUUUCAUGAGAAAACGAAGGCUACGUUUGCUUUCAAUGAUCAAGAACUUAUCUAUUUAGGUUACGAAAGUCCUAAGUCAUUGAAAUACAAAGCGGACUAUGCUGCUGACAACAAUAUAGGUGGUCUUAUGGUGUGGGCAAUUGAUCAAGACGAUGCCGAUCUGACAAUGAUGAAAAUAAUUGGUGAUGCUCCAUUGUGUAAACAUACAAAUCCAUCAUCAGUGUUUUACAAAUGUUCACCAUUGAAAGGAGAAAAACGUUGGUGGACAUUGGAAGAUAGUGAAGAGAGAGCAGGCAUGUGUGGUAGAUCGGCUCCAUUAUACAAAGGCUAUUAUCCAGUUUGUGACCCGGACGAUCCCGGCUAUUCGUGUUGUUCACCGGAUGGCUAUUGUGGAAAAUCGGAAAAACAUUGUACCGGCUUAGGAAUCGAUUAUGAAAAGAAUCCCGAUUUAUUAGUCGAUGAACCUAUUCGACCGAGUAUCGAUCCUCCUCUUUGGUAUCUACUUGAUGCACCAGACGGGAAACGAGGUCGAUGUGGUCUUGACGUUUCACCCAUUACCGGCAACAUUUUUCCGAUCUGUAAUCCAGAUGAUAAAACUGCACAUUGCUGUUCGAAUGGUGGCUAUUGUGGAACAGGCGAUCAAUUUUGUUCGUGUGAUGGCUGCAUCGAUUUCAAGAAAGAUCCAUCGUAUCGUUUCAAACCAAAACGUUAA